GUGGUAAAGUGGGCUCACAUGUUGGGCCUCUCUGGUCUUGGCCCAGAAUGGCGACGAUAUAUUGCAUCCCUCUCCUUUCUUUUUCCCGCGAUCCGUAGAUAGUCAUCUGGUUCGUCUCUGCGUCUUCCGGACCAAGCCUCAGAGAUGAAGAAAGGGGAGACUUCAGGGGAAGCUGCUCGGCCAUGGGAGUCCUACCACACCGCUUACACCAAUGCUAAAGCAGGCAUGGAUGGAGUUGACAAGGAGAAGGUGCAAAGAAUAGUGUAUGAGAUGAGCAAAGGAUCAAAGUAUUUUGAGAACGAGGGACGCAGGGAGGCCUUGAUAAGGCAGAAAAUUGAACACAUGCGUGCUCGAUGUGCCAACCUAUCUGCUGCCGAUAUAUCUCAUUAUCAGACGGUUGCUGAUAAAAGAAUUUUAGAGCUAGAAGCUAGACGUGACCUUUCAAAGAUUUGGUUACAUGUAGAUAUGGAUGCUUUCUAUGCAGCUGUUGAAACAUUGAGUAAUCCUUCUCUAAAAGGAAAACCGAUGGCUGUUGGCAGCAUGUCUAUGAUCUCCACUGCUAAUUAUGAGGCAAGGAGGUUUGGUGUUCGUGCUGCGAUGCCUGGAUUUAUUGCACGUAAAUUAUGUCCACAGUUGAUUUUUGUGCCCACAGAUUUCGAGAAGUAUACUCAUUACAGUGCUUUAACCAGAAAAGUUUUCCAGAAAUAUGAUCCUAACUUUAUGGCUGCCAGCUUGGAUGAAGCAUACCUUGAUAUAACAGAGGUUUGUGAAGAAAGGGGUGCUACUAGUGGAGAAAUUGCUGAAGAACUGAGGAAAAAUGUUUAUGAAGAGACUGGUCUUACAUGUAGUGCAGGAGUGGCACCAAACCGCUUACUUGCUAAGGUUUGCUCAGAUAUAAACAAGCCAAAUGGACAGUUUGUUUUGCCAAAUGACCGGUUGGCUGUCAUGAUUUUUAUAUCGUCGCUUCCUGUACGAAAGAUAGGGGGUAUUGGUAAAGUCACAGAACAUAUUUUACGGGAUGUUUUUGGAAUUAACACAUGUGAGGAGAUGCUGGAAAAGAGUGGUCUCCUAUGUGCGCUAUUUUCUCAUUCUUCCGCAGAUUUUUUUAUGUCAGUGGGACUUGGACUUGGGCAAACAGAUACCCCGCAAUUUCGGUUGCGAAAAAGCAUAAGUAGUGAGAGAACAUUUUCAGCCACCAGCAAUGAAACAUUUCUCUAUAAAAAAUUAGGUCCUCGAUCCCGUUACACACUGCUAAAUUGGUGGGAAGAAAAUUCACUGCCAUUGUGCUUUUUGUUUGCAGGGGAACUUGCAGAGAUGCUAUCUGACGACAUGCAAAGAGAAGGUCUUAGUGGACGAACAUUGACUCUGAAGCUGAAAACGGCAUCUUUUGAGGUUAGAACUAGAGCUGUGACUCUGCAAAAAUAUAUUUGUUCUAGUGAGGAAAUUUUGAAUCAUGCUUCAAAGUUGCUGAAGGCUGAACUGCCAGUUUCUCUAAGGUUGAUUGGCCUGCGGCUGUCACAGUUUAAUGAAGACAAAGAUGGUGCUCCAUCUGAUCCGACACAAAAAAGUCUCACUGACUUUAUUGUAUCAGGAGGUGCUUCAGGAAGAAGUAUGGAUGAUAAUGGUUCUCUUGGCCUGGAUGUUAAUGACAAUCAAGGUCAUCUUGACACUGCAGAUCUGCUGGACAGCAACCACGUAUCAGUUCAUUGUGACAUUUGCACUUUGAACAAUGAUGCUGAUGAAAAUGAGAGAAGUCAUGGACCUCGAAGUGACAGAAUUUCUGAAAAGGUGAACGCUGAUUUGAUUCAACAUUCGGAUGAGUCUGAUCAAAGUGGAUGUUUUCAAUUGGCAGAACCAGAUUCUUCUUUUUCUGGUCAGUUGAAGGGCAACAACAUUGAUAGAGUGAGUAAGAGGGCUAACCCUGACAAUGAAGCAGUUUCUUCACCCAAUCAGAGCAAGCAACUUUCGUGGGUGGACGACUACAAGUGUUCACUCUGUGGGGUUGAGCUGCCGCCUAGUUUUGUUGUGGAGAGACAAGAACACGCUGAUUUUCAUCUUGCUGAGAGGCUUCAGGAAGAGGAAUCUCUCACUAAUUCAAGAUAUCCAAUCAGGCAAAGUUGUAUCCUGAAGGGUCACAAUGGGAACCAAAGCAAACAUAAGAAGAAGAAGCCCUCUAAAGAUGGCAAACAUCUGACAAUUGAUCUUUUCUUUGUAAAGAGUGCCCAAAACUUCUAGGAUUGUGCAGAUACGUCCAUAUUGUUCAUUGGUUAGUGGUAAAGAUUGUACGAAUGUCAUAAGCUCCACAUACAUUGUUCAUAAUCGCGGGUUUUUCUAAUUUUACUUUUUAUUAUGUAAUGCCUGACAAUAAAAGCUUCUAGUGUCAAAAUAUGGUAUUGCUGUUAA
Molecule: messenger RNA, 2403 nt
Organism: Malania oleifera
Lineage: Eukaryota; Viridiplantae; Streptophyta; Magnoliopsida; Santalales; Ximeniaceae
Product: DNA polymerase kappa
Exons: 15
Coding region: 145-2235 (696 amino acids)
Biological process (GO): error-prone translesion synthesis
Cellular component (GO): nucleus
Molecular function (GO): damaged DNA binding; DNA-directed DNA polymerase activity
Source: RefSeq, a predicted model, not a curated record